UCCACAUGUUUGGAGCAGACAUGGCUGCACAGCAGGAACAAGUGGUGUCCCUACAGGGGAAGGUUUGUCUGGUGACCGGAGCCAGCUCCGGGAUUGGGGCUGGAACCGCCAUCCUCUUCGCUGGUCUGGGGGCCCGACUGGCCCUAAAUGGAAGAAACCAGGAUAAGCUGCAGGAGACGGCCCAGCGUUGCGAGGAGGCCUCCGGACUGAAGCCCCUCCUGGUCCCAGGAGAUCUGAAUGAUGAGAAGGUCGUCCAGCGGAUUGUAGAGGAGACGGUCAGUCACUUUGGACAGCUGGAUGUGCUGGUGAACAGCGGGGGGAUCCUGGCCAUGGGGUCAGUGGAGAAUACCACGUUGGAGGACUAUGACCGUGUGAUGGACACCAAUGUGCGGUGA
Messenger RNA from Nanorana parkeri, 395 nucleotides. RefSeq lists its product as uncharacterized. The transcript is spliced from 3 exons. The record is from RefSeq and is a predicted model, not a curated record. NCBI's taxonomy places the organism in Eukaryota, Metazoa, Chordata, Amphibia, Anura, Dicroglossidae. Bases 6 to 395 code for a protein of 129 amino acids.